AUGGAUGGUUUGUCGUUGCCGAUUGGGUUAGUGGAAGAGAUACUUUACAGAACUCCGGUGGAAUCUUUGGUCCGAUUCAAAGCGACGUGCAAGGAAUGGAACAAUCUCAUCAGCAGCGACACAAGAUUCAUGUACAAGCACUUGGAUGAUCACACUCCCGAACGAUUCAUAAGAAUCCAUGAUCAUGAUGCGGUUCAAAUCAUGGAUCCGGUGACCGGAAUCCACACAGAAACACCAAUCCCAGACGAGUUUCAUCAUCCGUUUCCGGUUUCUUGGAUGGUUCAUUGUGAUGGACUAAUGCUGUGUAGAUGUGAAGAUUGGACACGAGGCCGAGGCCAAACCGUCCUUCUGGCUGUUUGGAAUCCGGUCUUGAGGAAAAUCAAAUUGAUCGAUCCAUUGGUUUGUUUCUGGUCACGUGAUUAUUUCGGGAUUGGAUACCACAGGGAAUCUCGUGAUAACUACAAAAUCUUGAGGUUUGUUUAUAAUGAUGGUGAACCAUAUCGAGAUUGUGAGAUCUAUGAAUUCAAGUCUGCUUCAUGGAGAGCAAUUGAUGCUGGGUUUGAUGCGGGUUUAGAUAUGGAGUGGGAAUGUAGCGUGUCUGUGAAGGGCAACAUGUAUUGGAUUGCUGAAACGGAGGAACGUUGUAUCAUUCUAUGUUUUAACUUCUCCGUGGAAACAUUCAAAGAGAUAUGCGCUUGUCCUCUCUUUUGGGACAGUACUAAACGAUUAGAAUGUUACAGUGGAGAUAAAAUCUCUUUGUUAACACAAGCUGGAGGAGAAUCAAGAGACAUUGAGGUGUGGAUAACAAACAAGUUGAGUGAUGAGGUCAUUUCGUUUACCAAGUUUUUCAAUGUCGCUACUACUCCUGAUCUUCCGCGGUUACAGCUCUAUACUAGUCCGGGAUUCUCCAUCGGCAAGCACAGAAAUAUCGUGGCAUGGUGUGAGCGUGUGGGAACUGUACAAGGAGAUGAGCAGUUGUAUUCUUUCUUCACUCUGUACGAUAUUGAUCAUGAAGGUGGUGUCAGAAAGGAAAUUGUGACAGCAACACGUCCACUGAAUGACUUCAAUGGCCUGUCAAUUUGUAGCUGUAUUUAUUUUCCAAGUCUGAUUCCCGUUCCGGAAUAAGAGGUAGAUUAUAUAGAGGGUUGCUUCGUCUUCUUCUCAAAGCACUGUUUUUUUUUUUU
Molecule: messenger RNA, 1184 nt
Organism: Capsella rubella
Lineage: Eukaryota; Viridiplantae; Streptophyta; Magnoliopsida; Brassicales; Brassicaceae
Product: putative F-box only protein 15
Exons: 1
Coding region: 1-1125 (374 amino acids)
Molecular function (GO): protein binding
Source: RefSeq, a predicted model, not a curated record